CUUCCCUGUCGACUUCCUCAUCGAGCUCAAAACAAGACGGAAACGAAAGCACUAGGAUGAAGCUCCGUCGCGUAAAUUAUGAAGAUGUGGCGGUGGAGGGAGAUGUUGAUGUAGGUAUACUAGGUGGCACUGGUACAACUACCGGAUGGAGAACCGCCUCGGCAUCUUCCCACCAACUCCAACACCCGCCACCGCCGCCAAUCUCGACUUUUCGUGAUGUUGUUCAGC
Messenger RNA from Amoebophrya sp. A120, 228 nucleotides. NCBI's taxonomy places the organism in Eukaryota, Dinophyceae, Syndiniales, Amoebophryaceae. The record is from the annotation of a GenBank genome assembly.